GCGGUGGGCAGGGUGCCCAUGUGGCCUCUCUGGACCAUCCUCCUGCUGGUACUGCCCUUGGGAGGCCUAGGACCACCCUUCUGCCCAAGGGAGACUUUCUACUUCCUCAUUGCCAUCAUGAAGUUGCUGGGAAGCAAAAAUGAUGGCACUCUUUACACCGCAGAUGAUCUUUUGGUGUGUCCUGCUGAGGCUCUAGGCUGCUUCUGGCUGGAGCUGUCUGUGAUUGGGUUUGAGGAGGGCCCAUCCAUGGAGACUGCUGUGUUCCGGCUACAGCACCUAUUGGAUGCCCUCGGGUCCUGGCUGUGGGUGACUGGCUGGGGCCCUUGUCCACCCUGUGGAGGAUACCCUCAGAGACCUGUCCAUCUUUUUCUGGCCAAACUCUUGGAGUUAUUACAGGGAGUUUGUGCUCAGCAUCUGCCCUCAGCACAAACCUGGGAGGAUACAGACUCCCUGAUACUCCCUCCGCUCUCCUCUUCCAGGAAGGGACCGAGAAUUGCACACCUGUCCUCCAAACUCAUCCCCAUCCCUUGA
Molecule: messenger RNA, 531 nt
Organism: Lipotes vexillifer (Yangtze River dolphin)
Lineage: Eukaryota; Metazoa; Chordata; Mammalia; Artiodactyla; Lipotidae
Exons: 4
Coding region: 19-531 (170 amino acids)
Source: RefSeq, a predicted model, not a curated record